AGAUCCUGUUUCCAGUCUCACCUUUUGAUCUGAGGUUGGUUUUAAGCUCUUGCCACCAUGCCUGCUGAUUACAAUGGGACGUGGGAAAUGGAAACCAAUGAAAACUUUGAAGGCUACAUGGUUGCUUUAGAUAUUGAUUUUGCGACUCGUAAGAUUGCAAAACACUUGAAACAAACCAAGGCGAUUAUUCAAGACGGAGAUAAUUUUGAAAUAAAAACACUCAGUACAUUCAGAAACUAUGAACUGAAUUACACUGUGGGAGUGGAGUUUGAAGAACAUACCCGAGGACUGGAUAACCGAGUGGUAAAGACAUUAGUGGCCUGGGAUGGUGACAAACUGGUAUGUGUUCAGAAAGGUGAAAAGAAAAGCAGGGGCUGGAAGCACUGGAUUGAAGGAGACCUACUACAUCUGGAACUGACAUGUGAAGACCAGGUGUGUCAUCAGACAUUUAAGAAGAAAAACUAAAACUGGCCAGCAAGUCACUCAGAUUUUCAUCGCACUAUUAUGCUAUGUUUCAUUGAAAAAGAAAAACCAAGCCAGAUUUGCAAUAAUUCUUUGACACUGCUCUGUGAAUGUAUUUUGUGCAUGUCUAUGGGAAAAAAAAAAAUUAUAGAAAUAACAUCAAAGAGUUACAAACAUGAUAAA
Messenger RNA from Opisthocomus hoazin, 645 nucleotides. RefSeq names its product retinol binding protein 2 (gene RBP2). Gene Ontology annotation, molecular function: lipid binding. Lineage: Eukaryota; Metazoa; Chordata; Aves; Opisthocomiformes; Opisthocomidae. The record is from RefSeq and is a predicted model, not a curated record.